Molecule: messenger RNA, 804 nt
Organism: Nicotiana attenuata
Lineage: Eukaryota; Viridiplantae; Streptophyta; Magnoliopsida; Solanales; Solanaceae
Product: periaxin-like
Exons: 4
Coding region: 1-804 (267 amino acids)
Source: RefSeq, a predicted model, not a curated record
AUGGCUUAUCACCACAACUUAUAUUUUAUCUUGUUAUUAGUUGUCACUUUGUCAUUAACAAGCAGCUACAUAUUUCAAGCAGAAGCGCGCCAUCUUCUUGAAGUAACUCUGCCUGAGCUACCUAAGCCUGAAUUGCCACAUUUGCCGGAAAUCCCAACUUUGCCUAAGCCUGUAUUCCCAGAAAUUCCAAAACCCGAGCUUCCAACUCUGCCAAAGCUUGAAUUGCCUGAAUUCCCAAAGCCAGAGCUGCCAACAAUGCAAAAGCCUGAACUGCCAAUGUUGCCAAAACUCGAGAUAACAUCCAUUCCUAAGCCUGAGCUACCAACUUUGCCAAAGCUAGAAAUCCCUCAACUUUCCUUUUGGAAGGAUUCUUCAUGUGAUAUUCCUUCAUCAGUUGUAGCUUCUAUUGGAAGAAGUAUUUAUUCACCUAUAUACACAACAUGGAUUAAUAAGCAAAACCAUUUACUUGCCAUGUUGAAGCGUAACAAAGUUAAAGAAAGCUAUGCAAUUCAAGCAGAAGCGCGCCAUCUUCUUGAAGUAACUCUGCCUGAGCUUCCUAAGCCUGAAUUGCCACAUCUGCCGGAAAUCCCAACUUUGCCUAAGCCUGAAUUCCCUGAAAUUCCAAAACCUGAGUUACCAACACUGCCAAAGCCACAAUUUCCUGAAAUCUCAAAGCCGGAGUUGCCAGCAUUUCCAAAGCCUGAGCUGCCAACGUUGCCAAAACUCGAGGUUCCUGCCAUUCCUAAGCUUGAAUUUCCAACUUUGCCAAAGCCAGAAAUCCUUCAGGUGCCUAAAAAGCCUUGA